Molecule: messenger RNA, 3699 nt
Organism: Sinocyclocheilus anshuiensis
Lineage: Eukaryota; Metazoa; Chordata; Actinopteri; Cypriniformes; Cyprinidae
Gene: cfap43
Product: cilia and flagella associated protein 43
Exons: 28
Coding region: 68-3691 (1207 amino acids)
Biological process (GO): cilium assembly; sperm axoneme assembly
Cellular component (GO): axoneme
Molecular function (GO): protein binding
Source: RefSeq, a predicted model, not a curated record
GUCAUGCUGCCCCAUAGCACAGUAUGUUGUUGUAGGAACAGCCACUGGAGACGUUCUGUUUGUGGAAAUGACCACAAAACAAAAACCCAGACUAGUUCACAGAGUUCAUCUCUACCAUGUCCCUGUAGACCAUUUGGUGUUUGAUCAAGGUGGCAACUUCUUAAUCACAGGAGCAUCAGACUCACGCAUGUUUGUGCUGGACGCAAGGCCAUCAAAAGGAUUUGAAAUUAUUGGAUGGAUUGAGGCUCCAGGUGCCAUUGUAAACCUAUCCACUCAGUACCACACGGAAAGUAAACAGGUUAAAGUGCUGGUGUUAUGCAGCAAGACAGAGAGAGAAAUCAAUGAGGGAAAUGUACUUCUGCUACUGACUUUGUUUGUGCAACAGAUUACAGACUCGUCAGGUUGUGUGGAUGUCUAUGGCUGUCUGUUUAAAGAUGCCCUGCACAGCUGCCUAUAUGAGAUCCCUCACGCUCUCUGCUCUUGUGUCCUGGCCAUAAACAAGAUAUUUGGUUACUGCCAACAGAGAAAAGUCUUGCAAAGUUUCAGAAUCCCUGAGAGUGGAGUAAAGCCAUCUAAUGCACAGGAAGCAGUUCACCUGAUCUUAGAGAAGGAGGCAGGGGGCCAUUUACAGAGUCCUGCUUUUCUACAGCUCUCCCCACAUCAAAGCUGGCUGGCAACAGUUGGCAGGGAUGGACUGCUGCGCAUUUGUGAGAUCUCAACAAUGGACAGGUAUGUGCAGCUGCAGUGCCACUCAUGUUGGCAGGGUGGAGUCGGAUCUGUUUGUUUCACCCCAGACAGUCAGACCCUCAUCACCUCGGGCCUGAGGGAUGGCUCACUUGUCUGCAGCAGGCUCAGGUUAAAGCUUUCUGGGGCCGGCAAAACAAAUGCAGCUACCCAGUAUGCUCAGUCAGUUGCUGAUUCCUUUGAGUCAGUUGUAUCCUCAGAGAACACCAUCCUCUCCAAAAUGACUGACUGGGAUCCACAGACACAAUCCCUGACCAGAUGCUCGUCAUUUCUAACAAGAGAAGGAAAGAUGAGUCAUGAAGCUGAACAAGAGGAAAACUAUUUUGUGUCCCCAGCUAGUUCUACAUGGCUUGAUGGAAAACUAGAUGCGGUUCUUCAAGAAGAGACCCAGCAGUAUGCAGAGACCAAAAAGAACCUAAGAAAAAACAUCAAAGUUCUUCGUGACACAAUCAAAGCAAUGAUGCAAGAGAAUGAGAGCCUGCCAGACAUGGAGAAACUUGGGCACCAGGAAUUUAACCUGGAUGUGGAAGAGCAACAGAGGAUGCAGCUCGAGGGAAAACAGGAAGUUACCAGGGUGAGGAAAGAGAUCGAGAUGGAGAAUCUGGCUAAGUGCUAUCAGAGGGAGAUCCUGAAGAAGGAAUGCUGGGAUUCCAUGCAAGUCAAAGGCAAAGCCAUUAAGGCCUUUCAUUCAGAAAAUGAGGUGAAGAACUACCCAAUGAAGGAACGCACUGAAAAAGAACUUGAAGAGCUUCAAAGGAUUGAGACCAUGAGGCAGAUUGAACAGGAAAAUUCACAACUUCAAGAGAUGAUUUUAAACACAAUCUCUGGAGACAAAGAGGAAGAAGAGGCAGAGGACAGUAAGACCGAGAGUCCUGCUCUGACUGGCAGUCUGAGUGCUCUGUACGGAGGUGUCAAUCCUCAUCUCUACAGCCAGUUUAACUUACACAUCAGAGAGCAGAAAAUCAACCAAAUCACCUUGCUAAAGGAUGUUAUCUACAAAGUGAAGAGCACAUUCAACAAAGAAUUUGAGGCAGUUUACAAGCAGAAGGAACAGGAAAUCUACCGUUUUAGAGAGAAGAACAAGCGUAUUUCUGAGAUUAUGAGCGAGCUGGACCUCAGUGAGACCCUGUGGGAGCCUAGUCUCACGGAUAAUGAGUGUCCUGAGCGAGCUCUUACUGUGACCGACUCCGAGAUCAAGGUUGAGAAAUACCUCACCCCUGAGCAAAAAGAAAAAGAAGAACAGCUAAGAGAGGAAGAUAAACAGCAAAGGCUUGCAGCCAAGUCUGACAACAUGAGAGAUCAAGCGCUCAGUGUCAUGAUGGGUGGAGUUCUGGAGCUUAAAAAAGAGGAUGUGCUGAGGAUGGAAGUACCUCGGCCUGAGUUCAUGUCUAAACCUGAGGUACAGUGGACAGAAGAAGAGAGAAAGAGCUUCAAAGAGUUUGAGAAAAAAGCAAAGGAGCUCAGUGAGGAGAAAGAGAAAUACAGAAAAACGCUAGAGACAGAAAUGAAGAAACUGCUGACUUCUAUUAAAGAGGCUACUCAGAUGUUUGAUGAAAAACUCACAAAGCUGUUUGAAAGGAAAGUGAAAUCAGAGAUGGUCAUAUACCAAGAGGAGCUCAAGAUUACAAAUCUGGUUCACUCCAUUCAAACCGAAGAAGAGCUCCUAAGCAGAGAGAAACAGAUGAGUCUUAAACUUGAAAAGGCACGAAUUGUAAAGAAUGAAAUUGGGGAGGAAUUAAAAAAACACAAGGAGACUGUUGAUGAGUUUAGAGAGGAGUAUGAUAACACAGUCACUGAGGACAAACUUCUUGACAAAGGAUUUCGCAAAGAGUUUUUUGACGUUCCAGGACACAUAAUUGACCAGCUCUAUAAGCUUUACAAACGCAGACCAAGGGUUCAGAGGAUAAAAACACAGACUGAAAAUAACCAGUUUAAAGAGGGAGCACUAUUAGGAACUGCACCAUCUGAUGGACUGUCUCUGAUGAUGAAGGCCAUGGAAGAAUUGGACGCACCAGAGAACAUGCCAGAAGGAUUAGAUCCGUUUGUGUGGGAGAGGUUUUGCCUGGCCAGACGGGCCAAAGUGGAAAGUGAACAAAAGGUCAAACUAAAAGCAUUGACCCUGGCGGAGAUGCAGGCUUUUCUUCAGAGGAGAACAGAUGAGGACGAGAAAGCUCAGCUUGAAAUAAAAAAUCUGAUUGAUGAACUCAAUAGCAUCUGUGAAGAAAAGAUGAGGUUUCGACUAGACAGUAUGGUGCAGAUCGUUCUACAGCAAGGUCAGGUGGAGGUGGAGGCUGGAGACUUCAUUGCUAAUUUUACUAAUGCUCUGCUAAUACAUCGCAAAGUAACCGAGGACCUCAACAGCACCAUCAGGGCUUUAGGAGAUCAGAAGAACGCCAGCAUGGUGGAGUGUAAAGACUUCCGCAAAGGAAUCAUACAGCAGGAGUGGGAUCACAGGAGAAUGAGAAUGCAACUGGAGGAUCUCAGCAAUAAAGCCAGAGACAUACAGACCCUGCGCAUCACUCAGGAGAUUCAAGAUUACCUAAAUGAAACCAGUAAUGACAAUAGGGUGUCAAAGCAGCUCACAACUCUGGAGACGACCCUUGCUCUACAGAAAACGACUCAUCAAAAGAAAGUUGAGGCUUGCAAGAAACAGAUAAAGCACCUGGACAGACAAGGUGUGCAAAUGCAAGAGAAGAGCGCAGCCCUCGACUUGAAAGUGGCUGAUAUGGAGAUAACUGUUGCAGAGAGAAGAAAUAUUUACGAGGCUGUUGCAAUGGGAGAUAACCAGGAGACAGAGGCAGAGAAGAACUACCAAGACAUCAUCUUGAGAAAGAAGCUGUUGAACAUAGCUGGAGCACAAUCUGAAGAGAUACUCACACUGCAAGCGGAGGUUGAGAAACUGCGUAUGAAGAACUUCCCAUCUCUUUCUCAACUAAACUACAACUGAUUCCGGAU